UUUGGCACCUUGGUAAUGCUCAAGAAGUUUCGCGUAAUCGUAACCAUUCUUCCACUCUGCUGUUCUUCGUUGUCUCUUUCCUAACGAUAUUGCACAGCGACGUAUAGUGGUUUUCUUAGAGAGACCAACUUCUAGAAACUUGCUUUCCCAUUUGCAUGUCCUCUGAUUCUGAAUUCACAAUUCACAAUUCCCAAUCCAACAAUAUUCCUUACUCCAAUUCUGCAUCAUAUCAUCAAAACUGCAACCCUAGGGUGAUCUCUUCUUCGCCGUGCUGCAUACAAUCAGAAUCAGCAAUGCAUCAAGGAGAUUACACCUCCGCUCCAUAUUAUCAAUUCCCACACCUCCAAAACCCUAAUCCCAACCCCUCCAAUCUAUACGCUUCCGCACCCCCCGUCACACCCGAUUACACCCAAUACGCCACCGCCGCCACCACCACCACCACCACCACCACGUAUUCCCCGUACCCCCCAAACCCCGAGCCUCUUCCACCACCCUCCACCGCCGCUCCCACCGCUCCUUCCUACCCUCCAACCUCCGUUAACCUCCCCUCAUUCAAUUCCACCUUCAAUUCUCACCCUUCGUACCAUCAACCACCUUCGCAGAACCAGCCCUAUUUCCCGCCCUAUGAUCAGCAUCAAACCACUCCGAAUUACGCCCCUCCUCCAACCUCCUCAAUUCCCUCCGAGUCCAAUCCCAGUUCCUCGUACUCCUCUUUGUACAAUUCGGCACCGUACACUCACGCCGGAGCUUCCGUUCCUCCGGUUCCCUCAUACGAUAGCCCCUACCAGAAUCCAGUGAAAGCCGAUCACGGCAGUGCAUAUUUUGACGAUUUCGGAGGCCUUAAUCGGAGCCGUUCAGAAUUGGGAUCAGUUUCGAGCUACGAUGAAGGCUAUGGUGAUGGUGUGUAUGCUUAUGAAGGGGGCAAGGUGGAGCCCUACGGUGCGCGUGGCACAGCUCCUAAAUCUUCGACGUGGUCCUCAACCACGUUCGAUGAUUAUGGAAGGUCCAUCAGUUUUCCCUCUCAGAAUGAAUCUUCUUCUGUCUCAAGUAAGAUCGUGAAAGCGGUGCCAACAGCUGAUGCCCAAGAAGAUGGAAAAACUGGGGUGCAAAAGUUCAGGGUCAAGUUGCUGGCAGAAAGUGGUGGCCAGAGCGCUACAGAUGUUCUAUGCCAGAUUGGUUUGGAUGGAAUCCGCAUGCUAGAUCCAAAUACAAGUCGGACAUUGAGAAUAUAUCCACUUGAGAACAUAACAGGAUGUGAUAGACUUGACUCAUCUACCUUUGCAUUUUGGUCAAAGAGCCCAGUGGACAUUGAACCAAGACGAAUCAGAUUGCAAUCCAAUAGCUACACUAUAAACACACUUUUGGAUACAGUGAUUGCUGCAACCAUACAGUUCAAGGAAAUGAAUGGAAGCAGCAGGAGGCCUCCUGAGGCAUUGAAAGCAAAUGAACAGCCUACAGAAAGAAAGAAAGGCUUUGGCGAUUGGAUGAAUCUGAUAAAGCCUGCCAAUGAAGAGAAGGAUCACUGGGUCCCAGAUGAAGCAGUUUCAAAAUGCAAAGAUUGUCAGACUGAUUUUGGGGCUUUUAAUCGCAAGCAUCAUUGUAGGAACUGUGGUGAUAUUUUCUGUGACAAAUGUACACAAGGUAGAAUUGCUUUAACUGCCGAUGCGAAUGCUCAGCCAGUACGAGUUUGUGAUAGAUGCAUGGCGGAAGUGACCCAAAGGCUGAGUAGUGCUAAAGAGUCAUCAAGUAAACCCGUGUUACAGAGUCAUGAGGAUCUUGCCAGGAAGCUUCAGGAGGAGCUGCAGAGAAACCAAAAGACAUCAGGUUCGACCUCUGGAGGAUCUGGAAGACGGACAAGGGAAGUUGCAUGUCCCAUUUGCACUGUCCAUCUGCAGGUUCAGGUGCCAAGCUCAGGUUCAGAAACCAUUGAAUGUGGAGUUUGCCAACACCCAUUUCUUGUGAGUGCGCAUUGAGUCUGAUGACAUGGAUGCAACAGAAGCCAAGAAUAUACCAAAAUCAUAAAUUAAUGAUUCGGAUUGUCUCGCGAAUAUCGUCCUCUUGCCUUUUCUAUUUUCUGUUAUUUAUUCGUCCUCCCGUAGCUUGGUUUAUAAUUUAUAUGUUCAUUAGCUCAGUAAUUUUUUUCUGAAAGGACAAAUAAAUCAUUAGCUCUGUGAAUAUUAUCUAUGAUUGUGAUUUGGUUCGUUGAA
Molecule: messenger RNA, 2207 nt
Organism: Arachis stenosperma
Lineage: Eukaryota; Viridiplantae; Streptophyta; Magnoliopsida; Fabales; Fabaceae
Product: protein FREE1
Exons: 10
Coding region: 156-1973 (605 amino acids)
Biological process (GO): multivesicular body assembly; intralumenal vesicle formation
Cellular component (GO): ESCRT I complex; late endosome membrane
Molecular function (GO): metal ion binding; ubiquitin binding
Source: RefSeq, a predicted model, not a curated record